AAUUGUUCCCAUUUUCAUGUUCAUCUGUCACUCCUCUUUCUUCUUCUUCUUCUUCCUCUUCUUCUUCUUUAACACUUCAAAUUCAGACACAGAGACCACUCGUUUCACAAGCUCCAUCUAUUAUCAUACUCAGAUCUUGAUCACACAAUGGUUGAUCACCAUGACCCUGAGAACACUUCCAUUUUAAGGUUCAAUGCGCUUUGGGAAGCGCAUUACCGCCAUGAUUCCCUGCUAGUUUUCUCGACCGGAAGGUCUCCCACGCUAUACAAACAGUUGAGGAAGGAGAAGCCCAUGAUAACUCCAGAUAUAACCAUAAUGUCUGUAGGGACCGAGAUAACGUAUGGUAAAUCGAUGGUGCCGGAUGAUGGUUGGGUUCAGUUUUUGAAUCAGAAAUGGGACAAGGACAUAGUCAUAGAGGAAACAAGCAAGUUUCCUGAACUUAGUCGUCAGGCAGAAACGGAACAAAGGCCGCACAAAGUUAGCUUUUAUGUCAAGAAAGAGAAGGCUGAACAAGUGACAGAGGCCCUUAAUAAGGUUCUCAAAGGGCGUGGGUUGGAUGUUAAAAUAAUAUAUAGUGGAGGAAUCGAUUUGGAUAUACUACCACAAGGUGCUGGCAAAGGUCAAGCUCUUGCUUAUCUGCUCAAAAAAUUUGAGAGCGAAGGAAAACGACCUGUUAAUACUCUUGUUUGUGGUGACUCUGGAAAUGAUGCUGAGCUGUUCAGCAUUCCAGGAGUCCAUGGCGUCAUGGUAAGCAAUGCCCAAGAAGAAUUGUUGCAGUGGUAUGCUGCAAAUGCUAAAAAUAACCCCAAGAUUCUUCAUGCCUCAGAGCGAUGUGCAGCCGGGAUUAUACAAGCUAUAGGUCAUUUCAAGUUAGGCACAAACAUUUCGCCUAGAGAUGUUUCAGAUCUUACAAAAGACAUUGAAAAUGCGCAUCCAGCACACGAAGUAGUGAACUUCAACUUGUUACUGGAAAAGUGGAGGCGUGCAGAAGUUGAGGACACUGAGCUGUUUCUUGCUGGACUAAAGGCUGUUGCUCAUCCAACCGGUAUUUUUAUCCAUCCUUCUGGUACUGAGCAUCAUAUCAAGGACCAUCUAAAUAUUUUGAGGAAGGUGUACGGUGACAGCCAAGGAAAACCAUUGAAGAUUUGGGUGGAUGAUGUGUCAGCUUCACAGAUUGGUUCGGAUACAUGGCUAUUGAAGUUUGACAAGUGGGAACUAUAUGGUGAAGAACGGCAAGGUUGUGUUGUCACUGCCAUUAUGAGUACAAAGGAGUCCAAUUGGUUCACUUGGGUGCAUAUCCAUCAGACUUUUUUGGAACAAUCAGGGAAGCAAGAAUGGAUGUUUUAAACAGUUCCUAUGACUCGUUGAAGUUGCCGAGCGCCUUGUAAUUCCGUUCGAAAUAAAAUGUGAUGUACAAAACCAAUUUCUGCAUAUGAAUUCUUCAAAGAUCACCUCUGAUGUGAAGGUGUCUUAUACUGACAUUUCAUAUGUAUUUCAAUUUCACUGUAAAAUCUCCUGCUUGCAGAGCCUUCUUGAGAAAUCACACUCUUUAACAUCUAAACUUGAGUAUUAUUCAUUUCUAUGCUAUGUCACGUUUGGUUUUUA
Messenger RNA from Arachis ipaensis, 1605 nucleotides. The record is from RefSeq and is a predicted model, not a curated record. NCBI's taxonomy places the organism in Eukaryota, Viridiplantae, Streptophyta, Magnoliopsida, Fabales, Fabaceae.